AUGCCUGGCCAAGAGGGUCCCAGCUUCUCUCCUGAAGAAUACCUUCCUUCCUUCAUGGAGGACCAAGAACUGGAGGAUAUAAUGCUCUUCGAGGUUGUGGAUGAUUUCUCUUCAUCCUCCUCCUCCUCUUCUUCUCCAGUCCCCAACGAUGAGGAGGAGGAUGUUUCUGUAGGAACAGCCAUUACUAUUCAGAUUCCUGAGACUGGGUUUGCCUCUUUCACUGCUAUGACAGCCACCUCAGAGAUGACAUUGGAUGAAGACCGCAGUAGCCAAGAAGAUGGGGCUAGUUCAAGUGCCUCACAGUAUCCACCAGAUAUUGAAUACUUGCCCAGAACCCCUAUUGAUGAGAAAGUGGCUAUGCUGGUGAAUUUUCUGCUGUUCAAGUAUCAAAAGAAGGAGCUGAUCACAAAAGCAGACAUGCUGAAUAUGGUCAUUCAAGAAUAUGAAGACCACUUCCCUGAGAUCCUCCUGAAAGCGUCUGAACGCAUAGAGGUGAUAUUUGGCCUUGAUGUGAAAGAAGUCGACCCUGUCGGCUAUGGCUACAUCCUCGUCAUUAAACUAGGCCUCACCUAUGAUGGGAUGCUGAGUGAAACAGAGGGCAUGCCCAAGACCGGCCUCCUGAUUCUAAUGCUAGGUGUGAUCUUCCUGAAUGGCAACCGCGCCACUGAGGAGGAAGUGUGGCAAAUGCUGAAUACGUCAGGCAUAUAUGCUGAGCAACAUCACCUGAUCUAUGGGGAUCCCAGGAAGCUCAUCAAUGAAGAGUUGGUGCAGGAAGAGUACAUCAAGUACCAGCCACUGCCUAACAGCGAUCCUGUGUGUUAUGAAUUUGUGUGGGGCCCGAGGGCCCACACUGAAGUCAGGAAGAUGGAACUCCUGGAGUUUUUCUCCAGAGUCCAUGGGGUUGACCCACAUGAUUUCCCAUCUCAAUAUGAAGAGGCCUUGAAAGAUGAAGAAGAACGUGCCCAGGCCAGAGCUGCAGCCAGCCCUGCCGCUACCGCCAUGAUGAUGGAGAGUUCCAGUGCCACCAGCAGCUGCUCCCACCACUAUUGA
Molecule: messenger RNA, 1050 nt
Organism: Orycteropus afer afer
Lineage: Eukaryota; Metazoa; Chordata; Mammalia; Tubulidentata; Orycteropodidae
Product: melanoma-associated antigen B16-like
Exons: 1
Coding region: 1-1050 (349 amino acids)
Biological process (GO): negative regulation of transcription by RNA polymerase II
Cellular component (GO): nucleus
Source: RefSeq, a predicted model, not a curated record